This is a messenger RNA of Ogataea philodendri, 690 nucleotides long. RefSeq lists its product as uncharacterized. The coding region runs from base 1 to 690 and encodes 229 amino acids. The transcript has a single exon. Lineage: Eukaryota; Fungi; Ascomycota; Pichiomycetes; Pichiales; Pichiaceae. The record is from RefSeq and is a predicted model, not a curated record.
AUGGACUUGGGCAGGAAGUUGUUGGGUGUGUACCCGAUGAGCGCGGCGUUUCUGGUGGACGGGAUGCGGAGCAUCUCGCGCUCGACGUGCCAUCCAAACAUGGUUGCAAUGUACUCGACGUGGUCCACCAGGGUGGCAUACCGCGAGUCGGACGUGUACGAGGUCGGGGAGUUGGGGGAGGCGGGCAGCUUCUUGGCCGCGUACCGCACCUUGUCGCCGUUGAGGUUGUGCGAGCAGCACGGGAUCACCAUGAACGGGUACCCCAGCAACGGGAUCCACGUGGUGAGCUCGUCAGAAUGGUUGCCGAUGAUGAAGGUGUUUUUCGGGAACUCUGCGGCGUUGACCUGCGGCGAGGCCAGGAUAUCGGCGGCCGUGAACAGCUCCACGAGCUGCUGUUUGUCUGCGAGCUUCACGUCGGGCAGGGCGUCUUUGGGAGCUGGCACUUUGAAAACACGGCCGUUAUCCGAGAAAAAGUGUGUGCGGACGGCCGGGUGCGGUCUGAGCAGCACGCUCGGGAUGAUCACCUGCUCCUUGAGCUUCUUCUGCACCUCUGGUGGGUACAUUUCCCAGGACUUGCGUGCUCUCGCGUCAAUCCCAAUCCCGUUGUACCCUUCCAUGGAAAGCAGGUACACCAGCAGCCCGUUGCCGCAGCCCAGGUCGCGGAACUCAAACAGCUCCUUGUCCGGGUAG